CUAAAAGAUAAUAUGUUCUCAGAUCGAACAAAAGGCUUUUUAUGAGUCAGUGGAGGUGUUAUUAUGCACCUUUACCUCGGUUGUUUCUACCUCUGGGGUAAUAUUCAGGUAUAUAUCACUUCAUACUUGCAUAAGCAUGAUCCCUCUGUGACCCUUGAAGAUACCAGUAUUGUAUUUGUUAUUCAGACUAUCGCACAGGCAGUUUGAAUGCCGAUAGCCCCACUAAUGAUCCAACACUUCCCUCCAUGGAUCAGUUGUCUCAUAGGAGGAAUAAUAGCUAUAGGAGGAGUGUUCGGAUCCUCAUUUGUUACCAAUUUCUGGAUUUUCAUAUUUUCAUAUCCUAUUCUGUUCGGGAUUGGUAUUGGCGCUUCCUAUAUGGCUCCUGUUAUAUGAGGAUGGGAAUAUUUUCCAAAAUGGAAAGGAGCUGUCAGUGGAGUUAUAGUUGCAGGAUUCGGCUUUGGAUCAUUCAUUUUUGGAUUUAUCUCAAUUGCUAUUGCUAACCCAGAAGGGCAAAAGCCAGAUCUUGAUGUAGAUGGAGGGAAAAUUUUUGGCCCAGAGACUUCUGUAGCAUCAAAUGCACCAAGAAUGAUCAGGAUUAAUUGUGCUAUAUGGGCUUGUUUAUUAUUUAUUUCUUUAUUUAUGAUUAAUAAAAAGAGCAAGACAUCAACUCCAUACACCUUACUCAGUACUCCUUCUAACCACCAAGAAGAUAUUAAUGAAACAGAGGAUCUGGCUUUGACUCAGACAAUGAGAAGAGAGUCUGGAAAAAGAGAGGAAAAUGAAAUACAAAUUGUUGAGCCUACAUUAUGAGAAGUCUUUAAAGAUUAUAGACUUUACUACAUUUGGCUAAUGAUCCUUCUUUCUUCGAGCUAUCCCUAUUUCAUUGCAUCGAAUUUUAAAACCUAUGAGCAAAAUUACUUACAUGACGACAGGUUCAUCACUCUGGUAGGCUCUCUUGGGGCAGUUACAAAUGGCCUUUCCAGAGGUUUCUGGGCUACACUCCAAGAUUUGUUCGGAUUCAAAAUAGUCUUCAUGUGAUUACUAGUCCUUGAAAUAGUAGUAGCAUUCACUUUUGUUGCUAUUCACAAUAGUAAAGCCCUCUACCUCAUUUGGGUUUUGAUAUCAUUUUCUACUCUUGGAGGACAUUUCUCAACGAUUCCUACAUUAUGAGCUAAAAUGUUUGGUCCUAAUACAGGUGGAAAAGCUUUUUCGUUUGUUUUCACAGGAUUUGCAGGAGCGACUUUACUAGGUUGGGGACUUUCAAAAUUAAGAUCUCAAGAUAAAAUUAAAUACGAUGCACUUUUCUACAUCCUUGGCUCAUUAGGAGUUCUUGCCUUGAUCAUGGUAUUCUUCCUCAGAGAUUAUUCAAAAGUUAGGACCACCACAAUUUCGUUUAAGAAUGGCAAGAAGUUUUACGCAAAUGAUGAAAUAAAAGAGUUAUUAAGCUAG
Moneuplotes crassus is the source of this 1449-nucleotide messenger RNA. Lineage: Eukaryota; Ciliophora; Spirotrichea; Euplotida; Euplotidae. The record is from the annotation of a GenBank genome assembly.